Messenger RNA from Trachymyrmex cornetzi, 694 nucleotides. RefSeq names its product succinate dehydrogenase assembly factor 4, mitochondrial. Lineage: Eukaryota; Metazoa; Arthropoda; Insecta; Hymenoptera; Formicidae. The transcript has 4 exons. Gene Ontology annotation, biological process: mitochondrial respiratory chain complex II assembly. The record is from RefSeq and is a predicted model, not a curated record. Gene Ontology annotation, cellular component: mitochondrion. Bases 246 to 578 code for a protein of 110 amino acids.
UGGUGACGGGCGCUGUCGGCGCUGAGGCCGCUGAGCUCAGCUGAGUUGAGGGAAGAAACGACAAAAGGAUUGAUAUAAGAUAAAACAGAUAUAAUUGAACUUAACCUGAUCUUCACCGCGCAAAAUGUCAUGUAAAUAUUUCCCUCGAAAGUUCCCUAACAACACAGUGAAGUCAAAAAGAAACAGAUAUAUAUCGACUGGGUGUGAUCUUAUUUUCAAGAAGUAUAGAAAUCAAUUUGAGAGCAAUGGCAGGAAUUAAUUGCACAAUUUCAACAAGUUCGCGUCAAUUAUUGCGGCUAUGUAUGAGAGGAUUUGCAUGUCCAUUUUCAUCUAAAAGUACAGACGAGGUCGGUGAGAGUCUGAGAUUACGUGAAUUCAGGAAAAAAUUGCGCGAACGCGCUCCUAUAGAGAAAUUGGACGAAUUGGAGGAGGGCAAGCAUCCUUAUCAAGAGAAAGAACCUCUGAAACCAUUCCCGAACAAUACAAAUCCGGAAACCGGCGAAGUCGGAGGUCCUCGUGGACCAGAGCCGACUCGUUACGGCGAUUGGGAAAGAAAAGGUCGUGUGUCGGACUUCUGAAUCAUCCUCGUUUGAGAAUAGCGCAAUCCAUUUGUCAAUAACAAUUAGAAAUUGUCAUCAAAACAUUUAUAUUUAAAACUUAAAACAAUUCUACUUUGAAAUACAAUGUUAUACGA